Messenger RNA from Dermacentor andersoni, 9900 nucleotides. RefSeq lists its product as uncharacterized. Lineage: Eukaryota; Metazoa; Arthropoda; Arachnida; Ixodida; Ixodidae. The record is from RefSeq and is a predicted model, not a curated record. Gene Ontology annotation, molecular function: protein binding.
AGCCUGGUGUGUUGCCAAAAUGCUGUUUUUCCAUGCGCUGUUUUUCGCAGAAGCUCCUUUUGACACCUGAAGGUCGUUCGUUACGUAGCAAUUCACGGUGUACUGUUUUGGUCCUUUGACAGAAAAGCAGCUCUCUUCCUUCUUUCGCCACGAACUGCUUUUUUGCUAACUUCUUCAGUUUAAAAACAUGCCAAUCAUUUUGUCCGUAAUUUCGCUGCCCUCUCGCUUCCUCCACCCUUUCCCUCCUCUCCAAAAAUGGUUUCGCCCUUGCCGUGACGUCCCUUCCCGUGCGUCACGCGAAGCGGCGCUACUUCCGAUGUCUGCUUGCUGGAUUUUUAGCGCCUUGUGUCGUCUAGGCUGACGUUCCCUCCAGCCGUGUAUGUGUCGUCGCGAAAGGAGACAGAAGAAAAGACGUGAACCGUCGCUCGUCCGAGCCGCCAUCAGCGGUGAUUGCGGCGGCAAAACCGAGCCGUAUCAAAAAUACGCGAGGCCGCCGUCGCCAUGAGCCACCCGGCUCGCCAGGUCGACCCGUCGUGUGUGCGUGACGGGCUCACGUACUACUCCGCAUCCGUCAUCGCGUCGUCGAGCUGCCACCGCUAGAUCUCUGUUCGUGAAUCGUGUGAACGCUGCGAAGGGGACUCUCACAAACGGCAUUUCCAAUGAAGAUGCCUUUCCAGGGUUUCGCGGGCACGAACUUCACGUACUUCUCUUUGCAGAAGGAAACGCCAUCGGCGCAACUGCUGCAUUUGGCAGCGCUCCAAGGCAACUUGCCGCUCCUGGUUAGCGUGCUUGACAGCGGCAAAGUGUACGUCGACUGCAAGGAUCAGGAAGGAACUACUGCCUUGAUUCUGGCGUGCGCAAACAACAACUAUGACUGUGCCAAAGAGCUGCUCGAGCAGGGAGCCAACCCAGCAGCCAAGCGAGUUACUGGAACCACUGCUUUGUUCUUUGCUGCACAAGGGGGCUACUUGGACAUUGUCAAGUUGCUCCUUGAACACAACGCCCCGGUAGACGCUGCUAGCGUGGAUGGAGGCACACCACUCCUUGUUGCCUGUCAAUGCAAUCACCUUGACGUCGUUGAAGAGCUAGUCAAAGCUGGAGCAAGUAUUCACACACAAAUGUCGGAUCGUGCCACACCACUUUUUGUCGCUGCUCAGAACGGACAUUUGAAGCUUGUUUCCCAUCUCAUCUCCCUUGGUGCAGAUAUCAACGUGAAACGGACGGAUGGUGCCACUGCAUUGUGGAUUGCAUCCCAGAUGGGUCACACUGCAGUGGUUGCCGAACUGCUCGCACAUGGCGCCGAAGUCGACUCCACGCGCCAUGAUGGUGCAACACCACUUUUCAAGGCGGCGCACAAAGGUUACGCUGGCCUUGUCGAGCUUCUUGUCAAGCGUGGUGCUUCGCUAGGCCUUCUGAAGAAUGGUGAAAGCGCCCUUCACGCUGCAGCACUUUUUGACCACCUAAGUGUGAUCAAACUGCUUCUAGCUGCAGGAGCUGACCCGCAGCUGAGGAACCAGGAUGGAAUGACCCCACUCGACCUCGCUCACGAGGCUUCCAACACCCAGAUCGUCGACUAUCUGAGGCAGCACAUCGCAGCGCGUCGCCUUCCAGACUCGACGCGCGCCUCCUGACGAGGUCUCGUGCCCAGGCUGGAAUGAAAACCCUAAAGAACUGUGCCACAGGCCCAUCUAUUUUGCCAUCUCGCUCGUCUUGCAAAGACCUUUGCAGCUCGGGGGCAGCGGGGUGCCUCAAUACAGUCACGUUGUGAUGCUUGUACCGGUGUCACGCUUGUAAACCUUCCCAUGCGAAAGCAUCAAUGCACUUUGAAAUCAAAGCUGUCAUUGAAGACUUGAGAAGUUGGUAUGGUGGUCAUGUAGUAGCACGUGAAGGAGUUUUGAAGCGUGGUUUGCUUUUUGCGAUGUUUAAGGUUCUCUCUAGCAAGCUGAAACUGUAAAGGUGGACCUACACGGCAGGCCGGACUGCGGGCCAAUUGGUCAUGUGAUAUAAAUGUCACACGCAGCAUCCGUCCGGCUGGCCAAAAAUAGCAGACGGCAGGGCAUAUCUACAAAGAUGUUCUCGUGUUGUACAUGACAAACUGACAUUCAUUUGAGCUCGGACAAUGCUGAGCAAACAGUAUAUUGCAGUUGCUCCAAGUUGCUCCAAGGCCACCGUGCUCCAAGCUCGGUGGUUGUAUAUUGUAUAAGUUCAACAUCGUACAUCGCUGUUUAUUUGUUAACUGAUAUUGCAUGCAAUUCAUAAUGUCACAGCAAAAACAACCAUACAGCUGCUGCUUCUGCUGUGGGAAAACAAUGUGGGAUAUCACAGGAUGGCUAUAGAAAGAUCAGCUAUGCAUUCAAAACACUUCAGCAUACAUGGUUGUAGGGAGUUUUAAACUGUUUCGCUAGGCCGACCCAGGCAAGCAUGUUGGCUUAUUGCCUGGUACGAAAUUCAAGCUCUCAUUACAACGGUGUUGGUAACUUGGCAAGAAGGCCACUAAAUUUAGCGAGCUUUUAGUCACCCUAAUGAUUGUCUUUAUGGAGUUUUAGCAAGUUUUUUAGUGAUGCCAAUAACCAGUAAAUUGCCCUGCUAAAUUUCUCUGAGACUGUGGCUAAUGUUGCCAGUUUGCCCCUAUUUUAUCCUAUUUUAUCCCUAGGAGCAAGGCGCUUCCAUUUGUCUUUUCCCUAUGCACUUCCAUUUGUCCCUACUUCUAGAUAUAUUGCAGGGCUUAUUAGUAAGCUAUCUGAGUGCAUUGAAACUUGUUUUCUAAGCAAAGCACAGUCUUUAGAUUUGAUGCCGUUUUGGAAAAUCGUGGUUGUUUACAUUUCUCAGUUUCUGACCAUUGGGUUGCCGCCACCGGAGGUGAUUUAAAGCUACAGUUUAAAAAGUAAUUAGGAAUAUGUGUAGGGACGUUCAAAACAUAAAAAAGGACAAUAUUCGGAGGAAGUCAUCAUCAUCAUCAUAACCACCACUUGGUGAUUUGUUCCCCCCCCCCUUCCCCAAAAAUGUUACUAACACUGGUGCGCACGUGAUUUCAGCUAUACAAUUUUUUUGCCGAUGUGUGACUACACAUGAUUCAGUGUUUUACUCAGCACAUUGAACAGUGCCUUGCAGCUAGAAACUGAGUGCAGUAUAUAAACUUCAUGUAAGAAGAGUUUAACUACAAUUGUGCACAUACGUAUCUGUUCAACCAGUCAAAUUGAAGCGAAGCUCUGUUCCAAAAACACGCUUAUGGUGUGAAAAGACUGUUUUUAUUAACGAGCUGCUCACCGCAGGACACGGGGCUCGUCUUGUAACUUGCACUUGAAAACUGGAGGGACAUUAAGUUGCUCACAGUUUAUGGGUGAACGCCUGCACUCCCCUCACUUUAUUGAACAGUGCUGUAUGUCAUGCACUUUCGAUUUCUUUAACAGUUACUUUACUGCAAACACGUGACUCUUUUUCUCAGAACUCACUGGAGCUGGCAUCGGAAAGACCCAUGAGGUUAAACAGCACACCAAAGCAAAGCAAUUGAAAAGGUUGAAGUGAAGGAACAAUUGACGGGCAAACUAAACUGCUAUUGAUGCUAUGCAUUGCUGAUCUGUUGUUCGGCACUUGCUGGAAAAGUUGGUACUCAAACAUGUCAUGUUGCUUUCCCAUCAUGUCUUGUCCCAGUUAUCAAGGAUUCUCAUGAGCUCUACUGUUAAUGACAUCUCUGAAGUGAACAGCGCAAAAGAUGCUACAAGUGACUGUCGCUUGUCCCAUGUUUCGCACUAAGUAUUGUAUUCCCUUCAAAGAUGUGGCCUUACCAACUACCUUCAGGCCUUAGUUCUAUUCAGGUGCACACUUGUAUUACCUUAGUCAGUCGUGAACAACCGUCGUGCAGUCACCGGCAAAUGUUUACAGGUCAUGGCUUUGAUGACAGUCGUGACUUUGCUCCUCAGUGGAGGCGCGGCACCUUUAAUUUAAUGGAUCACCUCACAGGUAGAAAAAAAAAGCUGCUAGAAGCUAAAACUUUGAGUUCAAGGCUGUAUACUCCAGCUCUGUGAGAAUUUAGUCUUCCUUUCAGAAUUCUUCUGUCCUGUAUACUUUUGUAGCCAACUGCACAUCAAAAAAGAAAAAAGAGUCUGCUUAAUAGAGUUAUGGCACCUUCGUUGUGAAAUCCAUGCUUGUGCGGCUAUUGUUUCUAGCUAUGCAUUGUGCGCUACAAAAUGGUCACUCAAAGUAGUACGAAAACACCGUACCUUACGUGUUGUCCAUGGCCACUCGGGAUGUUUGUUUUGCAUUUCUGGUGGUCGUCUGGCAAAUUUGGAACCUGAAUUUCUCCGCAUACAUUAUUCAUGUUUUCUUGGCAUACCGUAUGUUGUGUAGAUGAAAGGAGCCAGGCACAAAUGGCUCACCUAGUUUGUAAAUUGUUGGCCCAUACACACUAAAAAAUUCAUUUGAAGGUGCAUUUUGGAUAAUACCGUGCAUGGGUGCCGUACCUGUCUCUCUGGUCCAGAAUAAGUUAAAGGUAAGCAGUUGUCUGUGGUAAUGCGAGGUGGACUUCACGAUAGUAGAGACGGAUGGCACCUUUUACUGAGGCAGUUACUGCCGAACUGAUUCAUAACGGAGUCGUAUAUGUAGCGAAAACUCCUUCGCAAUAUCCAAUAUCUGUUAAAAGUGUGCGCACCUAUAUUUGCAAGGAAAAAAAAUACUGCGAUUGGCUCCAUGCAAAAGAAACGCAAGCGUGCUGCCUCCAAUAGGCCAGCGUAAGGGUCUCGCUGUCGAUUUUAUUGGCCCACAUCCAGGCUUGUCAUGGUGAUAUGUGGCACAUGAUCAAUACUAAAUUAGAAGCAUGCUUUGCACCGUCAUCAAUAUGAAGCUGUGUGAUCACAAGGGAUGGCAGAUUGACUUGCCAGCCGCAGCUCAGCCAAGCCAAGCCAUUCGCCAAAAUGCACAUGCUCGUCCAGAAUGUGCCAUUUCAAGCUUGUCUUGCUGAGGAGGUGACAUUUUUACAGCCAGAAUGCAUGCUUUGAGCUGUAUGGAAACCAAUAUUCACUUCACUCUAAUAGAUAUCGUUUCAGAUCUAGCAUUCUGGAUUUGUUAUAGCAAUAGAAUACUUGUUGAUAAAAGCAUGGUUAACAAAACUUUAGGUUUACUUUGUUAUAUGUGAUAAUUCGUUAUAUUCGUGUUCACUUUAUUGAGAUUCGGCUGUACUUUUCCAGUCUCGCAUUGCCACACACAAAACUUAAUUCUCAUUCAUUCUCAUCACGAAUGAAGCAACCAGCCGUGGUUGCUUAGUGGCUAUGGUGUUGGUCUGCUAAGAACAAGGUUAUGGGACCGAAUCCCGGCCAUGGCGGCCGUAUUUCGAUGGAAGCAAAAGGCAGAAACACCUGUGUGCUUAUAUUUACGUGCACGUUAAAGAACCCAAGGUGGUCCGAAUUUCCGGAAUCUCCAACAAUGGCGUGCCUCAUAAUCAGAUAGUGGUUUUGGCACGUAAAACCCCAUAAUUUAAUUUUUCUUAAAUCAUGGAUGAAGCAAGCAGGUAGUGCACCCAAUUGUGGUAGCAAGCAAAAUGCACUGUAAGAUGCCAUCUCUACAUGAAAUUUAGAUGCAAUAGAACCAGCAGUUUAGUUGGAAGCCAGAAGAGCCACACAUCACCACAACAGAAGUACGCUUUGUGAAGAUGAUCCAUUAUUCAUCAAAUAGCACAAAUUGUGGGUACCAGGUCUUUAACAUGCCAAAUGUGAGUAAUUACAAUGGUAAAACACCCUGAAAAAAAGUUGGAAGUAGGCACAAACUGAACAAAAAUGUAGUUGCUUACACAUUACUAAAUCCUGAAUGUGCAUUCGGUGUCCCUACAAACAUGUGGAAUAGGCCUGGUACGAACAUUGCGUCACUUGCCAAAUGCCCGUGUGCUAUAUCCUCGCAAUAUUUGCUAACAUGCACUUAAGUAAUGAAGUGUGGUCUCAGAUUACGAUCUUGCGCACCAUGCUUCAGUCGGGAGACAGGCUUUUUGAAUCGCUAAUAAUGUCUCAACUGAUAUUGGUCACUGAUUGGAACUGUUCUGUUACAACGAAUGCGAAAGCUGAGAACUAUUUUGACAAAAGUGGCAUCAACCAAUGAAAGCUUUAUCUCAUGCCUUCUCUAUUCAAGUAUGCAUGAAACACAGAGGUCUCUCAUAGGCCGAAGAGGUCUACUACUUCGAUUACCACUGACAAGCAGCUGAUGAUCAGAGCUUUACUCCAAGAGCAACUAAACAGUGGCGAAGGCUGUCAACAAAACCUUGAAGGCCAACUGCAACGUGAUUUUGGACUGCGUAAAAGGCCUAGUUUCAUAUAGUGUAGACAUAUGGCAGUCUCUAUGCAAAAUUUUACGUUUGAAAUACGAGUAAGUGCAUUACAAAAUGUUUGUGAAAAGACAAGUUUUUUAUACCUCGGCUGGCAAAGAAAGAAGAAAAACUGCCAUUAUUGCUUGCUAAACAUGAUGCUGAGCCUGGAGCAUUCAAAACUGGCGUGGUGCCUCAACAUGACCUCGACAUGCUGAAAAUCUCUGAGGCCAUCUCCUGGGUUCUACGUUGUGGCUGCUGAUCACCAGGUGUUCGUGUAAUCUGUCAAGGCUGUUAAUUAAAGACGUUUGACAAUUAGCAGCUGUACAGCUUUGCCAAGACUGUUUUGAUAGCAUAAGCCACUCUUUUAUAACUACUUCAACCAAAGUGAAUUCUCAUUGCAGUUUGCCUUUAAGCUAAUGAAACUUUGGAACCCAAAUAUAAUGCGAGAAUUAGAUUUAAUGUGCCAAAAUCUACAGAGGCCGCGUCGUACUAUACAUGAAAUGAUGUGGUAUUUCGAGCAAGUAUUGAAGAAGGUUGAUUCAGUUUUCCCUUUUACACAAAGGCGAGCUGUGCAAUAUGUCCAUGUGAAAUUCAAAGGAACUGGUUAGAUUGAACAUUGCACAAUUCUGACUGGUUCUCAUGUCCAGACAAGGGUUGAUGUAAUGCAAGUUGACUGUAUGUGAAUAGCAGUGCAUGUUUCAGCCUGCUUUACGUCAUGAAAGUUGAGCUCUGAAAGCUCUGGAGAACUGCUAUUUUUUUCGUGCAUAUAUUUUCACGCCAAAGCACUUACGCCCGCCUAUUAAUGAUCUUCCACGCGAGCCGAAGCUGUUGUGAAAUGUCCUUGUAUGAAAUUCGCGACGGAUCAUGAUGUAGGCGAGAUUUAACCAGUGGUAACGCUUGCCUACAAACACCAAACGGUCACAUGAGUCUGCAUAAACAGAGUGACAAUGCCAGUGGCGUGCUACAAAUGCCACUGGCAUUGUUUGCAGGUGGCUUUCACACUCUUAUUUUCUUGAAACAAUAUAAAUGUUGAUGUAGUUUUGCAUAAGCGGCAUUGCAUAAUGCAGUGCUAGUUGCUUGCAUAAUGUGUAAUGCCCUGGGUGUGUCUUGUGCUAUGUGAUGCUGUGCGAUGCUUUCCCGUGCAAUAUGGAGCACCACAGCAGCAUGUAAUUAACUGUACAUAUUUCACGCACGCCUACGAAAAACUUGCCUUGCCACUCACUGCUCUCCGAGAGACCUUUGCAGGUGGCUUUCACGUGCGAAUUAUUUUUCUUCAGCAGAGUCUCGCAUAGAUUUGCACAAUUUCUUUCGUGCCUCACUCUCGGCGUCUUGAGUGAUUUUGUGCUUAUUUUAGCAAAUGUGGCAAAAGAAAAAAAGAGCCCCACCUAUGUGUCGAAGACUACAGUCCUUAUUCAGGCACAUCAGAUGAAACAAACUCCUCUAUUCUAGUUUUUUACGUCUGCAAAGGACAAAUUCUCCUACAGUGUGCGAGUGUAAACGUGUGUGCAUGUGCUGUUUGUGCGUGUGAGAAGGAGCCUGCCAAGUCGGAAGGCAAAUUUCAGUGCCAUAAUCCCUGCGCAUUGUACGAAGGCAGCGUACGUUAUUUCCAGAGUGCCAGCCAUGGAGAAGUAUUGUUUACAAUAUUUCCAAUUGCCCUGUUAAAUGUGUUGUCGAGUUUUGUUGUAUGUCGCGUGUUGUGUUAACUUAAAAACUACCUAUCCUUCUGUUAUGCUAUGCUGGUGUUAAUCUUUUUUCUCAAAGGAAGUGAGGCACACUGUGGAGUGCUGGGAGCAAACAGAAUGUAGCUCCAAAACCUGAUAUUGAGAUUGCUGAAAGCCUUCUAAUCGUCCCACCUAAACUGGGAUUCCUGGUCAAUUCAUCCAUGCAGUAAUACCAUUGCACCUUAGAGAGGCAUAACUGCGUUUUGAUUACCUGCACAUAGCUAAGGCAGUGGCACAAGUAUUCAGAGCACACAAGCCGUGAAAGAAAUGGGGUUUCUUCUCGAUGGUUAACCCCUUAUCCAAAAGAUGCUGUAAUGGAACAGUGGUGCCAUCUGUCAUUGCUAUGGUGAAAAGUGUUUGCUGUAGCCAUGACAGAUGGCGCCACCACUCCAGUGCAGUGGAAUCGGCACAUUUUGAGUGGCAUUCACACGACAUAGUGAACCAUUUGAGAGUCUUGGGUAGAUUACGAGCGGCAGAACUUUAGGACUUCCGAAGGGUUUGAGAACUCUGUAUGCACCUCGCCGUUUUUGAUAUAUGUGAAUUGCUUGGGCUUGCGUGCAUCUGUGAAGGUUUAUUAUUAAUGACAACAAUGCCUUGAGCAUCUUCUGUCGGGCAAGUUGUUUGCCGCACUGCCAUGUUUAUCAUUAUCUGCUGUAUAGUUGGCACUAGGUCUGUUGUACGUGCUUGUGUAGACACAGCAGAUUUGCAGAAGCGGGGUUUAAAUGGCACUUGCACCCGUGUACUGAGUCGUCUGCUGUGCUGCUACUAUGCACCUGUACACCUGCACCAAGUCAGCACCGACAGAAGAGAAGGUGCAGCAGAAUCGUGAACCAGCCCUGCACCUUUUGAAACGGAACGGUUUGGUUCAGAUGAUGCCAUUGGUUCACCGCUGAAACGAAUAGCAAGGUGCAGCAUCUCGUAAACUGGUUUGGUACGAGCGAAUUGAACAGACGUACUAUCUUCGUCAUAUCACACUGGAAUUCGCAGCCCACACGCCAUGCAAUAUCUCAGCACAUCUGUAGACACGCUUCCCCACUUGGCAGUUUACGCAUUCAUAUACAUGCAAAACACAGAAAUUAUCUCGUGAAAUUAUUUCCAACUGAAGUAAAUUUGCUGCAUUUAAGAGAGAAAACAAGUGCUACUGGCAGCAAAAUUCUGAUCCAAGGCCUUGAAUUUCUGAACAAAAUCUGCAAAAAAAACCUUUCAUUAUUGGCAACAAACUACAAUAGGCAUUCUUUUUUAUAAAGCUACAGUUUGCCGUCACUUGUUCUAAGGCACACAUUUCCUUCGCUGUCCUCAUUUAAGUUGCACUGCUUUAGUUUACCCUUACACUAACUCAUCUAGCUUACACCAAGAUGCUGUCACCUCACCCAUAGAGCAGCACAUGUCUCUGACGAGUACUUAACAGCACAGGAAAUUUUAAAUCUUGCCUACUGACGCACUUAGUUUGGCAAUGUAGACGUAUACUUUGUGGUUAACCAUGCGUCUUCAUGCUAUGCUAUCAAGACUUAUUUUCAUUGCACUCCACGUUGUUUUGAAUAGGUAGGACCAUGCAGUGACUUUCCAGUGAACCAAUCAACACCGUCUUGAAAGCACUAGGUCAAUAGAUGCUGGGUGCAGGAAAUGAUUGUGAAACUUUAUUUCAGAUUUUUUCAAUGAUGUUGGCAUUGCAAGACAGGCAAUGCAAAGACUUGUGCCAUGUGGCAGAAUAAAAAAAGAAAGCUUUUGUUAUAUACUAUUUCACUGAAAAAAAAAAAAAAACCUGCUGUUCACAUCCAAUUUUUCAUGCUGUCACUUUGAAAAUGAAGUGGUCACAGUCAUUUCUAUCUUUGGCUCAUCAUGUACAGCUUACUGAUCCUGUCAAGUUUUAUUAAAUAAUAUGUACAUCAA